AUGGAGUUCUUUACCGGAGCGAGCGUGGUCCGCCUGGUGAGCUUCUAUGGCAUGUACCUCAUGGCGAACGAGGACGAGAAGCACGUGAGGCUAAGCAAGCCGGACGCCUCUGACAACGCCUUGUGGAACGUCGAAAUCGUCAACAGAGACCGAAACUAUCCCCGUGUCCGGUUGAGGAGCUACGUGAACUGCUACCUCGCCCCCGACGCUUCGAAGCGCCGCUGCUUCCACGGCAUUUUCAAAGAUCAGAACGUGUUCCAGGAGCACCGUGACGGCCGCAGUAUCUUGGCGGAGUGGCAUCCCGUCCGAGAGGGCCUCUUCGUCCAGCUCAGAUGCUCAUUCGGGGACUACCUCCGAGGGAGAGUUGGCCACCUGAUAUUCCCCAAUUCGGUGAUGGUCGACAGGCCAUCAGGUGAACACAUGGGACUCUCCUAUCUGUGGGAGGUACAUCUCAUCCGGUUGGACGAGCCCCCUCCUCGCCGACCCCUGUCCCAAGCAGCAGAACCAUCCGGUGCUUCCUCCUCCAUGGCAGCCAUCCCUUCCUCAUCGGAGAUUGUACCUGCAGCAGUUUCCAUGGCAGGUGAAGCAUUCACCUCCGCCAUGGCAGCCGGUCCCUCCUCCUCUACCGUAUCACCCCCGUCUGGAUUCCGGGCGGAGGACCGGGCUUUCAUCUAUGUCAUCGCCGACGACGCUGGAAAGCACGUCUGA
This is a messenger RNA of Musa acuminata subsp. malaccensis (wild Malaysian banana), 708 nucleotides long. The record is from RefSeq and is a predicted model, not a curated record. NCBI's taxonomy places the organism in Eukaryota, Viridiplantae, Streptophyta, Magnoliopsida, Zingiberales, Musaceae.